AUGUGUAACUUACUCAAAAAGCUCUCCACCAGCUGUUUCUGCAGCGCUGAUGCCGAUUCAAACUCUUCCGAGUCUGAAGUCGAAAAUACCAUCAUCUUGCCACACAGGAGGCCCGUAGAACCUCCCAAGGGUAUUUUGAAGAAUCCUGCGGCUGGGGCCACGGAGGCCUCGGGGAACGGUGCCAGUACCGUUGGCGAUAAGGCUGCCGUCAAAUCCGCCCGAAAGCCCAACCCUCACUCCAAAAACCCAAGGGUCUUCCGGCCCGAUCUUGACAACCCCCCAAAAGACCCCUAUCAUCGCUCCGGAGGCGACGACGAGUCAACGUUGAUCAUCGACCCAGGCUCCAACUUCCCCACCUCGUCUGCCCCAGCCCCAGAAGACUCAGAAGACUCAGAAAACGAGUCUUCGAUAGGAAACAUCCUCCCCGAGGAUCUAGCCGGUGGUCACCCUCUUCCCCUCCCCUCUUCAAACCCCAAGGAAUUCCCCGAGCAGCCCCCCGCCGCUGGAGAAGAGCUUCCCCUCCAGACCCCACCACUUGCCCCUGCCAUCCGUCCAAACACCACUACCAGCCCAGACGCAACCCAAAGCCCUCCCGGCGCAGAGCUUUCAACUCUGCUCGGGGCCAACAGCCACCGCAGCCGCACACGCAGCCGCACACGCAACCCUCAAGGCCCUCCUAACCAUCAUGCCCCCUCCACCAUCGAUAACGAUGACGAAGGUGGGCACCACUCCCUUCCCCGUGACACGAGAAGGGAUUGUCUAAUGUUUUUGACUCGUGAGCAGGCCAGUGAACUCUACCCUGGGGUAGAUCUUGUCACCUCCGAUGAUCUGGCGGAGUACCUUCGGAUGUUGGGAGUUAGCGUGGGUCCUGAGGCGGAGAUGGAAUGA
Messenger RNA from Orbilia oligospora ATCC 24927, 888 nucleotides. RefSeq lists its product as uncharacterized. The record is from RefSeq and is a predicted model, not a curated record. NCBI's taxonomy places the organism in Eukaryota, Fungi, Ascomycota, Orbiliomycetes, Orbiliales, Orbiliaceae. The transcript has a single exon. Bases 1 to 888 code for a protein of 295 amino acids.